UCGAAAAAACAAAAUAUUAGUGGGCAGGUGAGUUACACUGCUCGGUGUAACGGCAGUUUGGUGUGCUGGAGUGGCUCCGUAAGCUGUACCGUGUUACUCGACAGUUGUACCCGGAGUUUGGCACCAUGCUGAACGCUGCAGCCGCAGAGAGGAACAAGGACCCUAUCCUGUCGGUGCUAGGGGACAGCGUGAACACCGGGAGACCCCUGCAGGCGUUGGAGAUCUCCUCCGGUACCGGACAGCACGUCACACACUUCGCUCAGGCCCUGCGGAACAUAACCUGGCAGCCGUCAGAGUACGACCGUCAGUCUCUGGCCAGUAUAGAAGCGUACAGAGCCCACUAUCAGCUGCACAAUGUGAAGCCUGCCAUCCACCUGGAUGCUUCUCUGCCCCAUGAGUACUGGGGAGGGAUCCAGCCAGAGAGCCUCGAUCUGGUAGUCAACAUCAACAUGAUCCACAUUUCUCCAAUAGCUUGCACACAGGGUUUAUUCAAGGGAGCUGGAGCAGUGCUGAAGCCGCAAGGCCUACUGUUCACAUACGGGCCCUAUGCAGUGAAUGGUCAGAUCACCCCACAGAGCAACAUUGACUUUGACUACAGCUUACGGCAGAGGAACCCAGAGUGGGGCCUCAGGGAUAUUGCAUUCCUCACUUCAAUAGCACAAAGAAGUGGUUUAUUCCUGGAGAAAGUAGUGGACAUGCCAGCGAACAACAAAUGUCUUCUGUUCAGGAAGGAGAGUUUGGUGUGAAGUUUCUUUCUCUGGAUGCAGACCAGUAUCAGAGUGGGAGGGUUGAAGCGCCUUAACUUACACUUAAAGCUUCAGAUACAUUGCCAAAUUUUUCUGAACUAUAAACAAAUCAUGUUUCCCCUUAUUCUAAUAAAAACUGACAUUAAAUGAAAUAAACGGAUCAGAAUUGUUAUACACUAAUCUAUCAUAAAGUAUAUUCUGUAUUGCAUACUUGAGUAAAAUCAAUGA
Scomber japonicus (chub mackerel) is the source of this 974-nucleotide messenger RNA. RefSeq names its product methyltransferase like 26 (gene mettl26). The transcript has 6 exons. The coding region runs from base 126 to 746 and encodes 206 amino acids. NCBI's taxonomy places the organism in Eukaryota, Metazoa, Chordata, Actinopteri, Scombriformes, Scombridae. The record is from RefSeq and is a predicted model, not a curated record.